GCAGCGAGACAGACGCCUAUGGGUCCUUUUCCGCUUAAAACAAUGCUGUCGACGUUAUGACGUUCUCUUUACCCACAGUCAGAGCGAAGAGUUAGAAACCGCUCAUCCAUCCUUAAUCUACAAUGGCCGAGGAAGGCAUUGCUGCUGGAGGUGUGAUGGAUGUUAACACCGCGCUGCCAGAAGUGCUGAAGACCGCACUCAUCCACGACGGACUGGCACGCGGGAUCCGCGAGGCCGCCAAGGCCCUCGACAAGCGCCAGGCUCAUCUUUGUGUCCUGGCAGCUAACUGUGACGAACCCAUGUAUGUCAAGCUGGUUGAGGCUCUCUGUGCCGAGCAUCAGAUCAACCUCAUCAAGGUUGAUGACAACAAGAAGCUUGGUGAGUGGGUUGGUCUGUGCAAGAUUGACAGAGAGGGCAAACCCCGUAAGGUUGUGGGCUGUAGCUGUGUAGUCAUCAAGGACUACGGCAAAGAGUCCCAGGCUAAAGACGUCAUUGAGGAGUACUUCAAGGCCAAGAAGUAAAACACCAAAUAAAAGAUCUUUUUGGAAUUUA
Messenger RNA from Paramisgurnus dabryanus, 552 nucleotides. It is a transcript of the gene rps12, whose product is annotated as ribosomal protein S12. The record is from RefSeq and is a predicted model, not a curated record. Gene Ontology annotation, biological process: translation. Lineage: Eukaryota; Metazoa; Chordata; Actinopteri; Cypriniformes; Cobitidae. Gene Ontology annotation, cellular component: ribosome. Gene Ontology annotation, molecular function: structural constituent of ribosome.